GCUUUUGUGAAAAGUUAAAAGUGUUAAUAUGAAGUAAUUGAUUUAGUUUAUAAUGUGCAGUGCUUAAAUGUUAAGUUUUAAAGUAUUAAGAAGUAAAUUGUCUGAUAUAAGGUAUUAAUGAUUACAAGUAGUUUGUGAAUGUAGUAAGCCAAAGUACAUGUAACAAGCGGUUUUAGAACGGAUUGUUUAAAGUGCAAAUGAAAGAAAAGAGGAAAUCAAAGCGCAAAUCAAUUAAUCAAAACAAAUAUAGCCCAAAUGCGGUACGAAUACAGCUAAAUGUGAUAUUAGACUGACAUAAUACACGAUCACUUCAAAAUGGACACGUUGCUGAUACAACAGAUUUUAUUUAUAAAUUUGGCGCUUUUCGGAUAUGUGCACCCGACAGUUAUACCCACCAAUCUGGAAUGUGAUUUUAAUAGAGAAGUUUGCGAUCCCUCCAAUUGCCUGCUGCAGCAGGGACGUGGAAAAUUUAAAUACCUAACUGCAGUCUGUAACUUCAUAAAGCCAGUGAAAGCUUUAAUGAUAGAUAUUGAGUUAUUGCGCCGCAACAAAUUGGGUAAUUACGAAAACCUGAAUAUGCGAACAUCCGUAGAUGUUUGUAAGUGGGAAAUGGUUAAUGGUGGCAAUGUCGCUAUUAAUAAUAUCAUGGCAAUGAGCUUGCGCAGAUUAAGCAGCAUAAAGUGUCCACUACGGGGUAACAUGAAUGUAACGCGUAUGCCAUUAUGGCUUUUCAUAGCGGAAGGUUUUCUUCCUGAAGCCGGAUAUAAAAUGUUCGUUAGAACACACAACGGUGCUAUGCCAGUAUUACAUUUGAAUCUUUCCUUUAGUGUCGCUUAGGCGAAAAAUUGAAAAUGUAAAUGAAAAACAGUUAAUGUACCCCCUUAAAUAAGGUGAUUCAUUUAAAUA
Molecule: messenger RNA, 906 nt
Organism: Bactrocera latifrons
Lineage: Eukaryota; Metazoa; Arthropoda; Insecta; Diptera; Tephritidae
Exons: 6
Coding region: 316-837 (173 amino acids)
Source: RefSeq, a predicted model, not a curated record